Prunus dulcis (almond) is the source of this 621-nucleotide messenger RNA. Its product is annotated as dirigent protein 15-like. NCBI's taxonomy places the organism in Eukaryota, Viridiplantae, Streptophyta, Magnoliopsida, Rosales, Rosaceae. Bases 19 to 588 code for a protein of 189 amino acids. The record is from RefSeq and is a predicted model, not a curated record. The transcript has a single exon.
ACCAAAAAAUAAAUAAAAAUGGAAUGCAGUCGAUUCGUCCUCGUUUUGGCUUUGACUCUCACCGCGAUCACACCAACACUCUCUACCUACCACUCCGCCACGCUCCUCAACGUCCGCCACAGAGAAAAAGUCACGCGCCUCCACUUCUACCUCUUCGACAUCAUCAGCGGCACCAAACCCAGCGCAGUAGAAGUCGCCCGUCCGAAGGGCACAAAAUACGACAAGUCGGCGACGCCAUUCGGCAGCGUGUGGGCCAUCGACGACGCGCUCCGUGAGGGCCCCGAGUUCACUUCAAAAGUGGUCGGGAAUGCGCAGGGGCUCUACGUGUCAUCCGUCCAGGACGAGAACAGCUUAGGGCUAGUGAUGUACGCGGAUUUCGGUUUUACGACGGGUAAGUUUAACGGGAGCUCCUUCAGCGUGUUCUCGAGGAACCCGAUCAUGGAGCCGGGGGAGCGUGAGCUGGCAGUCGUGGGAGGGAGAGGGAGGUUUAGAAUGGCGAAAGGUUUUGUCAAGGUGAAAACACAAUUUUUGAAUGUUACCAACGGUGACGCCAUUCUUGAGUACAGGGUUACUCUAGUUCAUUAUUGAAUUGAGCAAUGUUGAUCAUGGAAAUAAUUUUUG